This is a messenger RNA of Acanthochromis polyacanthus (spiny chromis), 2369 nucleotides long. RefSeq names its product coiled-coil domain containing 157 (gene ccdc157). The record is from RefSeq and is a predicted model, not a curated record. Lineage: Eukaryota; Metazoa; Chordata; Actinopteri; Pomacentridae. The transcript has 10 exons. The coding region runs from base 87 to 2189 and encodes 700 amino acids.
AAGGAGAUGGAACGUCAACAAGCCAACAUCUCAUUUUUCAAGGCAGUGAUAGCUGGAAAAUAUACUAGCUAGUCACCUUGCUAGACAUGAGUCAGUUCUUGGGUCGGCAGGACUGUAUCGACAGCCUCCGAAAGGACCUGGUGGACCUUCAAGGUGCGAUUCUGGACGUGUUUUCUAGAACCGGACCGGUCCGCUUUUCCUCCUGGAAGUUCCCAGACAAACUCUCCUGCAGUCUGGAUAUGGUGGCUUUGCUGGAGCAGUAUGACUUUGUGGAUGGGGAGGAUGCAUUCAGUCAGCACUCCCACAUUGUUUUAUUGGAGCUGGUGAUUGACAGGCUGCUGCUUCUUCUGCAAAGCUUUAGUGCUUAUGUUGAGCAACUAAGGGGCAGGAGAGAGCAGACCCAGCCGAAAGGAUGCUUGUCUGUUGGGCUUGUGGUCAGAAGCUAUUGGAGUAAUCUAGUUCAAUUUGCCACCACCAAGGAGGCGUGCAACUACAUUAAAAAACAGACAAAAACAAAGACAUUUAACGACGAAGAGACAAAAACAGUUUCACCUGCUUCCUCCCAAAUGAGCUCAAGGUCUGACUCCUGCAGACAUUGUUUAUCUGCCAGUUCUUCAGCGAGUACAUUUACAUUUUCCCCUCAGAAUCACCUAUCCUCCAGUCCCACUCACAACACCCCACACUUUCCUAUAGGUGACAGCCAUAACGUAGGCUGCCAGACAAUUGAAUCAUCCCUCAUUCCCUGCAAUGCAUGUCACCAAGUGCAGUCCCUGUUGAGAAAGACAGGAGAUGCUUUGGUAGAUCUGUUUCAGAGUGAGGGCUUGCCCUCUUCUCUGCAGCCUCUCUCAGCAGCUGUAGCGGACACUGUGGAGCUGGGACAUAUGACAGCAGGUGAUGUUGCUCAGUGGGCCAAUGAGCAGCUCAGGGACAUGCGCCGGCUGGCAAAACACCUUCAAGAUGUACGGGGUACAGUGCAGCCUCUCAAAGAUCGACUGGCAGCAGCAGAAACAGAACAAGAAAGGUACAGGUCCCUGCUGCACAGACUACAGAAAGAGUUCAAGGAAAAGGUGGAAAAACACCAACAAAACACAGUCCAGCUGGAGUUUUCACUACACAAAGCAGAGAGAUCCAUGAAAGAAACAGAGCAAAGGCUACAAAAGGAGCACCAACAACUUAUGAGAGAAACUUUGUCAUUGGAGGAGAGGAAUUCCAAACUACAGGAGGAAGUUGCAUUGCAACAAGAUACUUUACAAGCGCUUGAGUAUGAGAAGAAUGAGCUGCAGGAGAGAGUCAAGACUUUGCAAACUGAGGAAGAGGUCUGUUGUAAACUACAACACAGGAUCAAGCAGUUAGAGAGUGAAAUCUCUGACAGUCAGCUGCUUCUUGACAAGGAGAAUGCCAAGUACCAGAGCGCUUGCCGUCAGCAAGAGUCGAUGCGGGCAAAACAGAAAUCUUUGUUAGAGAGAGUUGACGGCCUCGAUGAAGAGUGUGAAGAGCUGCAGAGGCAGUUGGGAGAGAGAGAGGACAGACAGAUCAACCUACACAAUCAGCUACAACACUUAUCAGAAGAGAAGGAUCAACUGCAGGCUCAGCUCACUCAGCAGCAGGAUUUGUGUUUCCAGCUCCAAAAGGAGAAGCAGAUGCUAGAAACAGAUGCCGACCUGCUAAAAAACUGUGUGGCUGAGCUAAAAGAAUCUGUGAAAGCUUUAAGAGAGAGAGAGAGGCUGCUGGUGGCUUUCCCUGAGCUCACGCCCCUGGCUCAGGCCCAACCACAGAGUAAGGGUACAGGAAAUGUGCUUCUGGAUAUGGAGCAGCAGCUGCAGGCAAAUAGCAUGCGUAUAAAAGUUCUGGAACAGGAAAAUGCUACCCUGCAACGGAGUCUGGAAAAACUGAGGGAAAGAACGCAGCAUAAUGCCACCGGGGAAGCCUCACCACAGCAGACAUGGAGCGGUCUAUUGCAGAGCAGCAGUGCAGCACGUUUGGGAUACAGUAACACAGGAAAGGAACCAAGUGGAGGAGAAAGUGGUCUGGAGUCGGCCGAGCCAGAGGAUCGUGUGUCUGCCUCCCCCUCGUCCCUGAAAAUUCACUUUCAAACCCUCCACCUCAACACUGCUGCUACUAGACAUACACAAAUACGCAGUGCUUCUCUGCUCUCUCACUCCAGAGGACUCAAUGUGAAGAAAAAAUGAAUCCCUGAAGGUGUAAAACAGAAGGUACCCAGUGUUAUGUAAGGAUUCAUGGCCGAGAAUGUCAUGUAAUGUUUUAUACAUUGCGAUUGUGUGUUCGUAUGACAGUGGAUUAACAAAAGUAGCAUCUCUUACUAUGUUAAGUUAAAUAUGUCUUUAAUAAACAUGUUGUGGAUACAUACA